AUGAUGAAAUGGUUUCUCCUUCCCUCCUUUACAAUGAUUACUACAGUAUCUUCGGUGAACCUUUUUGUGGCAUCAUACACGGGCUCUAUAACAACUUUAUCGCUGACCCAGUCCACUGAGGGUCAAUACAUGUUCUCCAAGAUUGCAACUACGGAAACUUCCGGCCUUCAUCCUCUCUGGCAAGAGAAAAGGGGCGAUUUGAUUUAUGUCUGCAACGACAACCUUGCAGCACCUAACGGAUCUAUCUCUUCCUACAAGGCCAGCGCAACUGGACAGCUUACUCUAGUUCAGCAACCUCUUAGCACCCAACCAGGUCCAGUCUCAACCGUCAUUUAUAAUCAAGGGAAAGCUUUAGCUGCAGCUCAUUACAGCGGAUCCGCAGUCACUAGUUUCUCAAUUGGUGGUGAUGGCAUUCUAACCCCUCUUCAAUCUUUUGUUUUCAAGACCCCGCCCGGUCCUAGGCCACAACAAGAUGCGUCACAUCCACAUCAGGUCAUUCUCGAACCUUCCGGAAAGUUUAUCGUUGUGCCCGAUCUUGGCUCUGAUCUCCUCCGUAUCUUCAGUAUCGACGAUACCAAUCAUCUAACCGAAAAAGCUCCGGUAUCAGUUUCUCCUGGCUCAGGUCCUCGUCACGGAGCCUUCCUACCAAACUAUGGGGAGACAUCAUCGACGCUUAAAUUUUUUCUCAUAUCAGAACUCAGUAAUACAGUGUCUUCAUUCACCGUUGCGCCUUCAGGUGAUUCACUAAGCUUCACACCUAUUUCAAAUGCAGAUGUUUUAAAUAAGCCUGCGCCUGAAGGUCUUGCAUCCGCAGAGCUUCAAAUAUCGCCUGAUGGUCGAUUUAUGAUGACCUCUGCUCGCAAUGCAACUCUACUCUCAGUCCCUAGUACUUCCUCGGAAAAUGCUACCGAAAUUCCUUCAGAUACGCUCCAAAGUUGGGCGAUUGAUUCGUCUACAGGGGGAAUCGCUUUUCAACAAUUGACCCCUGCCGGUGGGCGCACCCCACGUCAUUUUUCGACCAACCAAAAUGGAACAAUGGUGGCCGUAGCAUUACAAGGAGAUGGUCGUGUAGUUGUAUUUGCUCGUGAUGCCACUAACGGAUCACAAGGACCACUGUUAGCGUCAGUAGACGGCAUGGGCGAGGCUUUAAGCAUCAUUUGGGAUGAAUAUGAUUGA
Molecule: messenger RNA, 1176 nt
Organism: Blumeria graminis f. sp. triticale
Lineage: Eukaryota; Fungi; Ascomycota; Leotiomycetes; Helotiales; Erysiphaceae
Source: the annotation of a GenBank genome assembly